Molecule: messenger RNA, 807 nt
Organism: Solanum dulcamara
Lineage: Eukaryota; Viridiplantae; Streptophyta; Magnoliopsida; Solanales; Solanaceae
Exons: 2
Coding region: 38-694 (218 amino acids)
Source: RefSeq, a predicted model, not a curated record
UUUAGAGACAAAAAAAGUAGUACAAAUUUCUGCAAAGAUGAGGGUACAGUUGCUCUCUUUGACAGCAAUUUUGGUUCUGAGUUUCAUAGCUGAAAAAUGUAGACAGUUGGUCGGAGAAGAAUCAGCUUCAAGAAGCAAGACAGAAAGAUUCACAUUCGUAAAUUGCUUCGACAUGAGUUAUGGAACCAUAGGCUGCAUACUCAAGGAAAUAGUGAAGAUUUAUUUAAACUACAUUAGAGCAACUCACGUGCACAAGGUAAGGAAUGAAGCAACAAAAGAAGCAGUCCAAGAAAACUUGUCUAAAGGGCAAAGUCUUGAAGAUGCAGUGAAAACAGGGCAGAAAGUUGGAAAUGCUGCGGCAAAAAGGGCAUCUUUACAAGCAAAACACAUUAUGGGGCCAAUGGUGUCAUCUGGAUGGGACUUUUUUGAGACUAUAUAUGUUGGUGGCACAUUGUCUGAGGCAAUUAUUAGAAGUGUUGGCACAUUGUUGGGGUCAUAUAUUGGAGGAAUUAUUGGGGAAGGGAAAACUAGGUGGUUGGGUUUUCUUUUGGGAAGCCAAUUUGGUAGUUGGAUUGGUGGGAGGUUGGGUCUGAUGUUGUAUGAUGUGGUAAAUGGGCUGAAGUUUCUACUUCAUUUCACCAGGACUAAUAAGAAUGAUGGAGAAAGCAACUCACUCACGUUGAUUUCUAGUUAGUGAAAGACCUUUCCUAUGUAAAUAGAUCUUAAUAUUCCUUGAUUAUGUCAAAGUUUAAACUUGUUAUAAAUUCACUGCUUAAUGUAAAAAUCCUUUGCAUUGGAAAAUCAAGA